AUGGCGCGGCGCAAGCACCGGCAUUCGGUCGCGCGAUUUGUCGACCGCGUGCGCAUUUUCGCGGCGGGUGGACACGGCGGCAACGGGUGCGCCAGCUUCUUCCGUGACACCCGCGUCGAGCGCGGGCCGCCCGACGGCGGCAGUGGCGGCGGCGGUGGCAGUGUGUUUGUGCGCGCCAGCGGCGGCGUGGGUGACCUGUCUCUUGGGCGGCACUCCUUCCGCGCCGGGCCAGGGGCGCAUGGCUCGAGCAGUCAGAUGAACGGCAGGCGUGGCGCCGACGUGUACAUCGAGGUGCCGUGCGGCACAGCCGUCGAGCGUCUCGGCAGGACGGUCACGUUGCUGGCGAACCUGAUCUACGAGGGCGACGAAGUGGUGAUCGCCGCUGGAGGCGCCGGCGGCCGUGGCAACGUGACGCUUCGGUCGGGCCGGCUGCAGAGCUCGAGGCUCGCCGAGGAUGGCUUGCCGGGUGAGCAGACGACGCUUGCGCUCACGCUCAAGACGGUAGCGGACGUCGGCCUAGUUGGCUUCCCGAACGCGGGUAAGUCGUCGCUGCUCGCGGCAAUCUCUCGCGCCACGCCGCAAGUCGCCGAGUACCCGUUCACCACGCUGCACCCGCAGCUCGGCUCGGUGACCGCGCCUGCGUCGCCGUGGGCGGAGUUUAGCGUAGCAGACAUCCCCGGCCUGGUCGAGGGUGCGUUCGAGAACCGAGGGCUCGGCCACUCCUUUCUCUCACACAUCGAGCGCACCUCCCUGCUCUGCUACGUCCUCGACCUCGCCUGCGCCGAG
Emiliania huxleyi CCMP1516 is the source of this 786-nucleotide messenger RNA. RefSeq names its product Spo0B-associated GTPase. The transcript has 2 exons. Lineage: Eukaryota; Haptophyta; Isochrysidales; Noelaerhabdaceae. Gene Ontology annotation, cellular component: mitochondrion. Gene Ontology annotation, molecular function: GTPase activity; magnesium ion binding; GTP binding. The record is from RefSeq and is a predicted model, not a curated record. The annotation marks the transcript as partial.